AGGCGAUCCAGGGGUUUCCAUGGCACUGGGAUAAACAGGAGGAAACAGUGAGGGAAUCCCGUUAUUUUACAGCAUUCAAAGACUAUAAACACUCGGAGCAGGGAAGGAAGUGGCCUUUCCCUCUCUAGUAACCCACAUCUCAGAGCAGAGAACUGACUUCACUUCAGGAACACACUCAGCCCGGUUCGGAUCCCUCUUUGCACCCCCAAAGCCACCAAGGAGAGGCGAGCAACGGGGGGUGCCUCUCUUCGGGCAGCCUGGGUUGAAUAUGGUUAAAGAAGAUUUUUUUUUCCCCACUGCCACUGAGUAAUUAAAAAAAAAUCCUAAUGCAGAGAGAAGCUGCCUGCAGGCUGGUACAUUACCACCACAUCAUGAGGUCUAUGGAUCAAGAACCUCGCCAAUAAUGUCACCACGAACAAGCAUCACGGAGGAUACCUGCUUGGGACCACAUUCACCAUCACCCCGUCCCAACUCAAGGUCUUCAUCGCCAGGUGCAAAACGGAGGUACUCUUGCACUGAGCUCUACAACACUCAGCCGCCUUCCACUUCUCCACGACAGUCAAGGACCCCUUCUCCACAAGCCUCUCCUCACAUCCCUUUGAGAGAAGACAGCUCUUUGCUCACUUACACCCAGUUGCCCAGCUCUUCUAGUCUCAUGGAUGCUAUGAACAACCUUAGCACGGAUCCUCCCUGUGGUGUUCCCAUGAAAAUUUGGAAAACCAGCCCUGAUCCCCCAUCAGUGCCUUCCCACAAAAACAGCAUUCCAGCAUUCUUUCAGACCGUUGAUUACCUUGGGCCUUGUGAUCAGGAAGACAGGAGAAACUCAGCACCUGAAUCCAUUUUGUUAGUACCUCCGUCUUGGCCAAAGCAGCUGGUGCCUGCAAUACCCAUCUGCAGCGUACCUGUUGCAUCCCUCCCACCUCUUGAGUGGCCACUCUCCAAUCAGUCUGGCUCUUAUGAAUUGCGCAUUGAAGUGCAGCCAAAACCUCACCAUCGGGCACACUAUGAAACAGAGGGGAGUCGAGGGGCAGUCAAAGCACCAACGGGGAGCCAUCCUGUGGUCCAGCUUCAUGGUUACAUGGAGAACAAACCCCUGGGCCUUCAGAUCUUCAUUGGGACAGCAGAUGAACGGAUACUUAAACCUCAUGCUUUCUAUCAAGUCCAUCGCAUUACGGGCAAAACUGUUACCACCACCAGCUAUGAGAAAAUCAUAGGCAACACCAAAGUUCUAGAGAUCCCCCUGGAGCCCAAAAACAACAUGAGAGCAACCAUUGACUGUGCAGGGAUUUUGAAGCUGAGGAACGCGGACAUCGAACUGCGGAAGGGGGAGACGGACAUUGGUAGGAAGAACACCAGGGUGCGGCUUGUCUUCCGUGUGCACAUCCCUGAAUCCAGUGGCAGAAUAGUCUCUUUGCAAGCGGCAUCUAAUCCCAUCGAAUGCUCCCAAAGAUCUGCUCAUGAGCUUCCAAUGGUUGAAAGACAAGAUAUUGAGAGCUGCCUAGUUUACGGCGGACAGCAGAUGAUCCUGUCUGGUCAGAAUUUCACAGCCGAGUCUAAAGUUGUAUUCACUGAGAAGACGUCAGAUGGUCAGCAGAUCUGGGAGAUGGAGGCAACAGUGGAUAAAGAUAAGAGCCAACCUAGCAUGCUUUUUGUAGAGAUACCAGAGUAUCGGAACAAGUACAUCCGUACACCUGUGAAGGUGAAUUUCUAUGUCAUCAAUGGGAAAAGAAAAAGAAGUCAGCCACAGCAUUUUACCUAUCACCCAGUACCAUCAAUCAAAACAGAGCCCAUUGAUGACUAUGAUCCAGCUUUAAUCUGCAAUACAGUACACAGUGGUCUGGGAACAGUAACACAGCCUUACUAUUCACAGCACACAAUGGUCAGCGAAUCCCCUUCCUGUCUUGUGGCCACUAUGGCUUCCUGCCAGCAGUUGCGUUCAAGCCUGUCUUCUACUGAUUCUCGAUAUCAUCAGCAGAACCCAGCAGCUGUAAUAUACCAAAGAAGCAAAAGUCUCAGUCCUAGCCAACUAGGCUACCAGCAGUCCAGUUUGAUGGCCACACAGGUUUCCAUUUCAGAUGCACACAGGUCAGUGCUGGUGCAUGCUGGUUCCCCAGGCCAAACCUCAGCUGUGCUCCACCACUCUCCAGCCAGUCCACAACCUUCUCCCGUGAUUCACUAUUCUCCAACCAAUCAGCAGCUGAGGUGUGGAAGUCAUCAAGAAUUCCAGCAUAUCAUGUGCUGCGAAAAUUUUACCUCUAAUGUAGCAAGACCCAGCCAGCCUCAGGUCAGUCAAGCACAAAGGAUAAGUCCAAGUUCAUAUCCUACUGUGAUUCAGCAGCAGACAGCCACCAGCCAGAGAGCAGCAAAAAAUGGACCGCCCGUUAGUGAUCAGAAAGAAGUGUUACCAGCCGGAGUCACUAUUAAACAGGAACAGAACCUGGACCAAGCCUAUCUGGAUGAUGUUAAUGAAAUUAUCAGGAAGGAGUUUUCUGGACUCCCUGCCAGAAAUCAGACGUAGAAGAAGAGAUUUGUGAGACAACUUUUACUGAAUCCUUCCAUAACUGACCUGUUUAGAUCCUUCCACUGCCCCUUCAACCUCCUGCUUCCUUAAUCGUUCAUCUCAAGGCACCGAUUCAAUGCAAGGAACAAUGUAUUGGCAUCAAGCUGACAGCCUUGACUAAGCAACUCGCCACCUUUCUCUGUAAACAUCAAAAGGACACCCUUCCUUUAGUCCAAAGAUUGUAUUGUUCUCAUAUAACACGGUAUGUGUCUUGCCUGCUGCAAAUAUAUAUAUAUAUAUCA
Molecule: messenger RNA, 2802 nt
Organism: Terrapene triunguis (Three-toed box turtle)
Lineage: Eukaryota; Metazoa; Chordata; Testudines; Emydidae
Gene: NFATC2
Product: nuclear factor of activated T cells 2
Exons: 10
Coding region: 404-2518 (704 amino acids)
Biological process (GO): calcineurin-NFAT signaling cascade; cytokine production; regulation of transcription by RNA polymerase II
Cellular component (GO): transcription regulator complex
Molecular function (GO): DNA-binding transcription factor activity, RNA polymerase II-specific; transcription factor binding; RNA polymerase II cis-regulatory region sequence-specific DNA binding
Source: RefSeq, a predicted model, not a curated record